AUGUCGCAACAGCCACAACAAAAACAACCAAAACAAGAGGGUGAAAAGAAACCAACGGCCAGAAUACCAACUCCUCUCAAGUACGCAUUCGGUGGACUCUCAGCAAUGGGUGCCGUAUGCGUGGUACAUCCCAUGGAUUUGAUGAAGACACGCAUGCAGGUAGCUGGCUCCAAUGGCGCUAAAUCUCCCAGUCUCACACAAAUGAUCGGGGUAACCAUAAAACACGAUGGCAUUUUUGGUUUGUACAAAGGUCUUGGUGCAUCGCUAUUACGACAAGCGCUCUACUCGACUACACGAAUUGGUGUUUUUACAAGCAUCUCUGAAUAUUACCGCAAUGCAUACCAGUCAGAGCCCACAUUGGGUACGAACAUAUUAAUAGCUCUUUUUGCCGGAGCAACUGGAGCCCUCGUGGGCACACCCGCCGAUUUGGGCUUAGUACGCAUGAUGACCGAUGCUCGUUUGCCGUCAGCCGAACGACGUAAUUACACGAGCAUUUUCAAUGCCUUGACGCGUAUUGUCAAAGAAGAGGGUAUACUGGCGCUUUGGCGUGGGGCGGUGCCGACGGUGGGUCGUGCUGUGGUAGUGAAUAUGGCUCAAUUGGCAUCCUACUCACAGUUCAGACGAUUGGCGCAGUUAAAUUUAGGAAUAAAGGAGGGUUUUGGUGUGCAUUUGGUAGCAAGUACCGGUUCCGGUAUACUGACAGCGACUGUCUCAUUACCGGUUGAUAUAGCCAAGACUCGCAUACAGAAUAUGAAAGCGAUUGCUGGGAAGUCGGAGUAUAGGGGAAUAUUAGAUGUCAUGUUGAAGAUAAGCAGGAAUGAAGGCAUUCUGGCGUUGUGGCGUGGUUAUGUACCAUAUAUUUUACGUGUGGUUCCAACGACUAUUUUGAUUUUCGUCAUUUUGGAGCAACUCAAUACGGCAUAUUUUAAAUACGUUUUGGGUGAGAAGUAUGAAUCGAAAAUAUGAAUAAGUUUACAUAUAACUGCUGUGCUGUGAAGUAAGCAAGAUAAGAAUUUGUGGCUGUGUUAAGCGAGUGUUGGUAAAUAAAAAAUAAUGCAAAACAACAAAAACAAAAAAUA
This is a messenger RNA of Anastrepha ludens (Mexican fruit fly), 1079 nucleotides long. RefSeq names its product mitochondrial 2-oxoglutarate/malate carrier protein-like. The transcript has a single exon. The coding region runs from base 1 to 966 and encodes 321 amino acids. Lineage: Eukaryota; Metazoa; Arthropoda; Insecta; Diptera; Tephritidae. The record is from RefSeq and is a predicted model, not a curated record. Gene Ontology annotation, molecular function: oxaloacetate transmembrane transporter activity; malate transmembrane transporter activity; thiosulfate transmembrane transporter activity. Gene Ontology annotation, biological process: malate transmembrane transport; succinate transmembrane transport; phosphate ion transmembrane transport.